AUGACGACUUCGCUGGUUCUGCAUCCACCCUGGGCGGACACCUUAAUGUACGUAUAUGAAAAAAGCCCGAAUGAAAAUAAUCAGAAUAAAAACCAAUCAAUGGAGGGACUAGGCGGGAAUUGCCCUGCUACCCACUGCAGGGAGCUGAUCUCGCACUCAGCGUUGGGACGACACUCCGGCAGCCUCAGCCACCAGGGUUCUGUGUACUCGGACAUACCCUCCCAGGACACAGGGCGACAUUGCCCCGCUACCCAGACUUCCUCUAGCACCACCCUGGGUUAUGGCUACCCGUUCGGAAGCCCUUAUUACGGUUGUCGAUUGUCACACUCUCACAACGUUAACUUGCAGCAGAAGCCAUGCUCUUACCACCAUGCCGAGAAGUAUACAGAACCAAGCGCCGCACUGCCCACGGAAGAGCUGUCAGGCAGGGCAAAGGAGUUCGCCUUUUACCCGAGUUUUGCCAGUUCAUACCAGACUGUCCCAGGUUACUUGGACGUGUCUGUGGUUCCCGGUAUCAGUGCGCACCCGGAACCGAGACAUGAUACUUUGAUUCCCAUGGAUGGAUAUCAGCAUUGGGCUCUAUCUAAUGGCUGGGACGGACAGGUGUACUGUUCUAAAGAGCAAACACAGUCAACACAUCUCUGGAAAUCUCCAUUCCCAGAUGUCGUCUCUUUGCAACCAGAAGUCAGCAGCUACAGACGAGGCCGCAAAAAGCGAGUUCCUUACACCAAGAUCCAGCUGAAGGAACUAGAGAAAGAGUACGCAGCCAGCAAGUUCAUCACCAAAGACAAGAGACGUCGAAUAUCUGCCACUUCUAAUCUCUCCGAACGCCAGGUCACCAUCUGGUUCCAGAACCGGCGGGUGAAGGAGAAAAAAUGUGUCUGUAAAUCUAAAUCAAGCUCUCACAUGCAUGCCACUUGA
Messenger RNA from Salmo salar (Atlantic salmon), 921 nucleotides. It is a transcript of the gene hoxc13, whose product is annotated as homeobox C13. Gene Ontology annotation, biological process: regulation of DNA-templated transcription. NCBI's taxonomy places the organism in Eukaryota, Metazoa, Chordata, Actinopteri, Salmoniformes, Salmonidae. Gene Ontology annotation, molecular function: DNA-binding transcription factor activity, RNA polymerase II-specific; DNA binding. The record is from RefSeq and is marked provisional.